CUAGCGAUUUCUUUCUAUUUUGCAAGCAAUCCUGUGAACUGCUCCAGUUGUGUUCGCAGCUCCGCGAUCGGCAUUUCACUUGCAAGCCCUUGUCAAGGCUCUUUGUUUUUCCGAUCGCAUUGUUACGUAUGUACAUGUGAAAGUCUCGCAAAAAGUUGCAAUCUGAUCACGAGAAUUUUGCAACUCUGGGUCGCGUUGCUGAGCUCCGCCAUCACUCAUGCUGCGCCCCGGCCUGUCUCGUUUUCUGCCGCUCCGAAGAAUAAUUUCGUCUUCCUCUCACGCGGCUGCGGCUGUGCCCUUCUCCUCGCUGUCCAAUUCUAACUUUCGACGAAGUAAUGCUUCGUCGGUUCCACAUGAAGGACAUGAAGUGCGAGAAGCACCGUUAUGGUUCUUCUCGCGAUCUGAAAAUGGGUCCUUAGGCUUUUGCAGGGCUUUUAGUGUGUCGCGUAUGGAGCUGAAGGAGUUUUUAGUUUCAGGCACGGAAGAGACCAUUGAGGAGGCAGAGUACAUUGAGUAUGUACCGGAAGCAGACGAUUUAAGCGGUGGUGAAACUCUGACGUCUUUGCUAGAGGAGGAUGUGCAUUCUGAUACAUCGGAUGACGAGAGAUUCUCUUGUGAAGGUGUAGACGAGGGGAUUUUGGAAGAUGCAGAGCCAAAGUCAGAUCCUGAGGGUCGGAGUUACCUUCACGUGCUGACUGUAGAGGAAGUGAAAGAGAUCCUUGAUAAAACAAGGGCUGAUGAUGUCCAAGUAAUACGAGUGCGUGACCUUUGUGAGUGGGCUGAUCAUUUGGUAAUUGCAUCCGGCCAUUCAGGCAGGCAUUUGAGGGGAAUUGCCGACGCCAUCUGUUUCGAAGUGAAAAAGCGCUCAACAAACGUGGGAGACAAUGUAUAUCCAACUGUUGAGGGUCGAGACAGUGAGGAAUGGAUGGUGGUUGAUUGUGGCAGCAUUGUAGUGCACGUGUUUAGAGAGGAUGUUAGAUGUGAAUACAAUCUGGAGGAAAUGUGGCGGAAACGAAGACCAGCAAACAUUAAAGACAUUGGGCUUUGACACUAGCAGUCUGAGCAGUUGCUUAUGAGGUGGAUUUAUCUGACAUUGACUUGAGCACCAUGGCGAGCACUUUUUCCGGGCUAAAGCUUUUCGUGUGUUUUGCUAGGAUCUUUUGUAACUUCCACUUUGCAGCAAUGAAUGCAGAGCCAGGUUGAAAAUUAUAUUCAAAAACCAAUUACAAGCUAUCCAGUUUUGAUUGUUAUCAAAAGAUUAUUAAUAUCAUCAGAUAGAAAAGGAACUUUGUGCGGUGUGCUUCAAAAUGUAAUAUUACUCCGUUCCAUUUGUAGAAGCUUGUCUGAUUCGUGGCAA
Messenger RNA from Physcomitrium patens, 1357 nucleotides. RefSeq lists its product as uncharacterized. The record is from RefSeq and is a predicted model, not a curated record. NCBI's taxonomy places the organism in Eukaryota, Viridiplantae, Streptophyta, Bryopsida, Funariales, Funariaceae. Gene Ontology annotation, biological process: negative regulation of ribosome biogenesis; negative regulation of translation. Gene Ontology annotation, molecular function: ribosomal large subunit binding.